UUAAAAAAAAAAUGACUAGUAAAAAGCAUUAUACCGAAGUGGAUAAAAAAACAUUUUUGGGAAUAUUAAAAAAAUUCUCGCACAUUAUAGAAAACAAAAAGAGCGAUAGCUCUACAUUGAAAAAUAAAGAAGAUGCAUGGAAGGAAAUCACGGAGCAAUAUAACAUAUCCACUGUGAUUUCAUCUAAGAGGAAUGUUACCCAACUUAAAAAGAUGUGGAGCAAUAUGAAAUACCCUCGACAGAGCGCUAUUAUGAAGAAUGAGGAGGAAUUAUUUAAUUUGAGACUACGGCAUGAGGAACUAAAAAACAAAUUAGAAAUAGAAUUUCUAAGAGCCAAAUAUGCUUUAGAACUCCGUGCUGCAGCCGCAGCAGCAGAAAAAGCGGAAUUACAAUUAAAACAACAACAGGAAGUUUCCUUUCCUCAUAAUCCAUCUUUGGAGCGGCAGGAAUGAUUGGCCUUCGUUGCUGCGGUGUACCAUCCACGAUCUCAUCAAUUUCAUCCAUUUUGCAUUCUGGGGAAUGAUUAUUAAUGAUCUUCUUCAUGACUCUUAUCAUUAAUUGCAGUCGUAAUAUAAUUAAUUUCCUCAGUGGUGUUUAUACUCGGAUGAUUGUCAUCAUCCACUUCGAUCAUAUGGUCAAAGAUAUAUUCGUCAUGGAAUGUGGCAUCUCGUUUGUUCGCCAAAUCUUCCUCUGCAAAAUUAGAUGAGAAAACACUCGGCGCAGUUUUCAUUAACGUUGGUAACGUGGUAAAUCAAUACCUCUGUUUCCCUGUCUAAGAUUAUUGAAUAACCAGCAAUUUUCAAUGUGAUUGUCUGGAUCCCUUGUAAAUUUUAUAUGCAGGAAACUGUUGGUUGUGGAACAUUCAUAGUAUUUCCCAGAAUAAGUUACAAUUACAAUAAAUGGUAUUUAUUUUUCUCUAUUUA
Osmia bicornis bicornis is the source of this 923-nucleotide messenger RNA. RefSeq lists its product as uncharacterized. The transcript is spliced from 3 exons. The coding region runs from base 12 to 452 and encodes 146 amino acids. The record is from RefSeq and is a predicted model, not a curated record. NCBI's taxonomy places the organism in Eukaryota, Metazoa, Arthropoda, Insecta, Hymenoptera, Megachilidae.